AUGGACGCCUACGGUGGCGAAAACGAGAUAUCCGACAUGGCGUCUACAUCGCAGAUGACGCUCCAGAAGUGUGCCUCGUUUGAUGCGGCCUCUAUACGCAACUAUGCAUGCGAUUCUUCUCCAUAUCUCAGCGUGCCUUCACGACGUGACUUGCGCCGCUCAUGGACCGGCAUUUCCCUCCCCACUGACAAGAGCACUACACGCCACUCGUCCUCUGACGCACAUUUUCUGCUCGCCAAGCGCCCUUCGCGCCCCUCGCAAGAUCUCGCGGCCUUGGCCAAGCGGCUAAAGGCGAGAGUCAGUGUCGCGGAGUUGAGUGCAUAUGCGCCUUCUGCGCAGUUCUACCCCUCGUUGCAAGACGAGAAAGACGCCGUGCCUUUGCCUGUGGAAUGCCCACCGGCAUCCGAUGUUAUGACUCCCCAUUCGCUACUAUUUUAUCGGCCAGCAGGAACUGACAGCACCGACGUAACGCCCAGCUCCUCUUGGUCAUCUUGUACCAAGUACAGCUCAGAUGCAGACGACUCUGCCGGCACCGUAUCCACCUCGAUUGAGUCUGAAGACACGGACGGGUCGGGAUCAAAAACGGCCCUCGCAUCGUCAUUGUCCGACACAAGUACCAUUGGCAUGCCCGACGUGAGCGCAUUGCGCCUCUAUACGUCUUUUUCUUCCAGCGAGAAACUAGGCAAGCCUGGCCCAAUGCGCCCGAGGAGCAAGAGCGACGUGAUGCCGCGCCCCGAAUCGCUCGCUGACAUGUUCGGCAAGUGUUUGCAAUGCGCACACAGGAACGAGCAGCAUGACGAACUUACACCCUUUCACACUUCGCCGGUCGCCGAAACCGAAAACAAGUCGGCGGCUGCCUCGGCGCCUACGUCGCCACUGACAUUGCCCAAUACGCAAGUGGGCUACAACCCAUGGAUGGAUACUGACGACUCGGACAAAGAUUUCUCAGCGUACAUAUCUGGUAUCGGAAAUCCUAUCGACCCCGAUAUUGAAUUUUCAUCUGUCAUGCAGCUGCAAACCUUUCGCAUCCACAGCAGGAGCAGAAGUGUCACACGAGGCGACUGCAGGGAAGAGCGCCGCCAAAAGCAACCGUCGUGUCUCCCUUCUUGCAAAGUGCUACCGUUUGCCGCCUUGCGUCAUUCUUGCGCCUCUCCGCGUCCACCAUUGCUGAAUGUACGCGACACGGACAUGAUUCCUCCGCUCGCUGCACUGGGCUCCGCCAUAUGCAACCCAGGCUACAACCUUCGGUCCAGCAGAUGUGCGUCACCGAGUCGCUGCGAGGAUUAUGCUGCUUUGCUCGACGCACCGCCCGCGGUUACGCCGCCGCCGGAUGCCUCGCUCGCGGCUGAUCCUGCAUUAGGCGCAAAAGAGCUUCAUGGACUGGGACAGCGCGACGAGAAUGGCUUCCGCACUGUUUACUCGCGCCAGCAGCUGAACCAGGCACGCCGCAAGCAGCAGCCCCUUGCCAACGCUUCGCGUCUGCGCGUUGAUGAGCCUGAACCGCUAGCUCUUGAAGCAUUUGAGGACGACCUUGCAAAGGAGGAGGAACAUCACGACGAAGACGCACGAGGCCGUUCGCCCCGCCGCGGUCGUGGACGCAGCGUAGCGCGUGUUACGCCGUACAAGGAGCCUGCGAGCCAAGCUUCUUUUGCCAAAAAAGGAAGCUCUGUAAUCGGCCUCGCUGGCGAGCAUCGCAGCUCGCUUCCGACCCGAAAAGGCGUGCGCAGCGACCGCGGACGGCGCCGCGAGAAUGUAUUGUAUUCUGACGCGGUAUUAGGAUCGCGCACGACGCACAGCGCCGACGCGCGCGAGAGUAGGCGCGGCCGGCGAGGUGCCGUCAAAGCGGUCACUUCGCUAGAAAGCCCCGGAGCGUCGAGCGAUGUUGCACCUGAGUCAGCUGCAAUGGUGCGCAGUUCGUCUUUGUGUGAUGAGCGUGCCUCGCUCACACGGCCUCGUCUACUGAGCAAUGGCGGCCAUUUGCUUAUGCUGAGUUUGGAGAUUGCCAUGAUUAAGAACAACAAGAUCCAUGCGCCGCUCAAGCAGCGCUGGGGCAAACGCAGAGACGACGAUUUCCGUCCCAUCCCCGACCAUCUUGCGCAAACCAAGAUGCUACUUUCCCGUGCGCAUCGCCGCGAGCUUGCCGCGGAGGAUGAGCUAAUGUGCGGCGUGGGGUCUAGCCUUAAAAAUAUCUGGAUUCCAUGA
Molecule: messenger RNA, 2202 nt
Organism: Malassezia vespertilionis
Lineage: Eukaryota; Fungi; Basidiomycota; Malasseziomycetes; Malasseziales; Malasseziaceae
Exons: 2
Coding region: 1-2202 (733 amino acids)
Source: RefSeq, a predicted model, not a curated record